AUGGCAGAAUUCCUCGGCCUUCGAGGCCCGGCCCUCUCGCGGGCCAUUAUCUGGCUCGUCGUCUGCCCGGCCUUUACUUGCUACGGCUACAACAUUAGUGUCGCCGGCGGUCUCUUGACGCUGCAGUCCUUUGUCCAAAUGUUUCCUUUGCUCGAUACCAUCAACACCACAGGAUCGCAGCAGUCGCACAAUUCCACGAUUCAAGGUACUUCUGUUCUUCCACCGCCCCCCCUCCCCGUACCAUGCACCGUCCUCGCCCUCUUCACCGUCGGCGGCAUCUUCGGCUCCCUCUCAUGCAUCUACCUCGGGGACCGGCUCGGGCGGAAGCGCGUCAUCCAGCUGUCGGCGCUCGUGACCAUGCUCGGCGCCGCGCUCAUGGCGUCGUCGUUCCACCUCGGGCAGUUCAUCGCGGCGCGCGUGGUGCUCGGCCUCGGCACGGGCGGCUACCUGGCGACGGUGCCGGUGUGGCAGGCCGAGAUUGCGCGGGCCAGCAAGCGCGGGGCGCACGUGGUCAUGGACGGCAUCUUUGUGGGCGCCGGCAUCUCGCUCGCGCUCUGGGUCGACUUUGGCUUCUUCUUCGUGCGCGCGCACGGCUCCGUCGCGUGGCGCUUCCCGCUCGCGUUCCAGAUCCUCCUGCUCGCGUCCAUGGGCGGCUUCGUCACGCUCUUCCCCGAGUCGCCGCGGUGGCUCGUCAAGAAGGACCGCAUCGACGAGGCGCGCCACGUGCUGGCCGCGCUGCACGACGACGACCCGGACUCGGACGCCAUUGCGCUCGAGAUCCGCGAGAUCCAGCACUCGCUGUCCAUCUGCGGCGCGCUCUCGUGGAAGGCCAUGGGCACCAUGGGCGAGCAGCGGCUGCUGCACCGCACCGUGCUCGCCGCCCUCGGCCAAGUAUGCCAGCAAAUGUGUGGCAUCAACCUGAUAUCCAUGUACGCGACGACCAUCUUUGAGCAGUAUCUCGGCAUGAGCCCCGUCAACGCGCGCAUCCUCGCCGCCUCCAUGGCCAUGACGCAAAUCUUUGGCGGGUACCUGUCCACCUUUACCAUUGACAGUCUCGGCCGCCGCUUUCUCAUGCUGUCCUGCGCCGCCGGCAUGGGCGUCGCCAUGGCCAUUCUCGCGGGCACAACGUCGGCGCCGAACAACACGGCCGCCCUCAUCGUGGCCGUCAUCUGUCUGUUUGCCUUUCAGUUCAUCUACACGGUCGGCUACUCGGGCCUCACCUACCUCUACGCGACCGAGGUCGCGCCGCUGCAGCUGCGCGCCGCCAUCAGCGCCGUGGCCACGGCCGCCGUGUGGACUUUUAACUUCCUGCUGGCCGAGGUGACGCCCAUUGGCUUCAACACCAUCGGCUACCGCUACUACAUCAUCUUUGCCGUGCUCAACGCCGCCAUUGUACCUACUGUCUACUUCUUCUUUCCUGAGACGAGCGGCCGCUCGCUCGAGGAGAUUGACGAAAUCUUUGUGCAGAGCAAGUCCAUCUGGGAUCCGCCCAAGGUGGCGCGGACGCUGCCGCGCAUGACGACGGACAGUGGGGUCACCGAGAGAUCUCUCUCGGGGGAAGAUGAAAAGAUGCACGAUGCCAGGUAA
This is a messenger RNA of Cordyceps militaris CM01, 1587 nucleotides long. Its product is annotated as MFS sugar transporter, putative. The record is from RefSeq and is a predicted model, not a curated record. Gene Ontology annotation, cellular component: membrane. Gene Ontology annotation, biological process: transmembrane transport; carbohydrate transport. Gene Ontology annotation, molecular function: carbohydrate:proton symporter activity. The transcript is spliced from 2 exons. Lineage: Eukaryota; Fungi; Ascomycota; Sordariomycetes; Hypocreales; Cordycipitaceae. The coding region runs from base 1 to 1587 and encodes 528 amino acids.